CCGCCCCCUCCGCCAGGCUUCCUUCUGCAACAGGCGUGGGUCACGCUCUCGCUCGCUCUCUUUCUGCCGCCAUCUUGGUUCCGCGUUCCCCGCACAGCCUCCUUUUUAUUCCCUUCCUUCAGAAAUGCCCGGUGAAGCCACAGAAACCGUUCCUGCUACAGAGCAGGAGUUGCCACAGCCCCAGGCUGAGACAGCUGUGCUUCCUGUGUCUUCAGCCUUAAGUGUCACUGCUGCUUUAGGGCAGCCUAAACCUACCCCUACCUCUCCUUGCUCCUUGGCCCCCCAACAAUGUCCUCUGGCAACCCCUAACCAGCCUUCCCCAUGCCUUUCUUCCUCCACUAUUGCCUCAACCCCUUUUGAAGGUCCUUUUCCCCAGUUGUCCACUGGGACAGCCUCUCCCUCCACUGACACCCCUGUUUUCCUUCCAAACUUAAUAGGGCCGCCCAUCUCCCCAGCUGCCUUAGCUCUGGCCUCUCCCAUGAUAAAUCCAACUCUGAAAGGUGUUCAUUUGUCUUCCACUCCCUUGGCUCUGGUGGCCUUGGCUCCCCACUCAAUUCAGAAGAGCUCUGGCCAUUUACCUAAAACUUUUAGUUCACCUCCUUCAGUUCCUGUGGCCGAGUCAGGAUCAGUGACGUCUCUAUCGGCUGCAGUUGCUUCCUCGGAACUAAAGACCUCUGUUAUUCAAGCUCCCUCUCAAGAAGUCCCUAAUCCAAAAGGAACCCCCAGCCCUCCAGGUAUAGUCAGUGCCAGUCCUUCCCAUCUUGUAACUCCUUUGGCCUCUGUUCAGUCUGGAAUGGUUUCAUGUCCUCAGACACCACCUUCCACUCCCAUAGCCAUCCCGUCCCCUCAGGUUACAGGCAUCCCUAUUUCCUCAGCUCUCACUUCUCCAGAAAACCCUCUAAGCCUCAGCCUAAAGGGACCCCGUAGUCCACCUGCUGCCUUACCUCUUUCAACUCAGUCUAUUCCUAUGGUUCCUGAUGUCCCCCCAGUUUUCCUCACUUCUCUGGGCUCUCAUCUUGCACCUUUAUGUCAGAGUUCUCUUGUUUCUCAUGUCCAAGCUUUAGGUCAAACAGACCCUAAUAUUCUGUCAGAUCCUACUGAGGAUAUUGUUUCUGUGGAUCAUUUUUCUACAGGUGCUUCUUACCCUUCUCAGAGAUCUGUAAUUCCUCCCCUUCAUUCCAGAAAUGAGGUGGUUCCUGCUGCUAUGGCUACUUUUCCAGUGGAGGCCCCAGCUUCCCCUCUGGCUCUGUCUGUUGACAAAGGCUCCUCUAUCAGUGACCUAGCCUCCUGUAGUCCUUCUGACUCCUCACAUGUGGCUGCCUCUUCAUUGUCUCCUUCAGCUUCUGUCAUUCUCAAAGCUUCUGGUGCUACUCAGCAGCCUUUGCUGGCCCAGACUCCUGCUGCUUCUUCAGGGAGUACAGGCUUGAAAGAAGCUCCUGUUUCUUCUGUUGGAAACACCCCACCUGUAAUGACUAACCCCUCUGCAAUUUCUACAACACCCAUUACCUUUGAGGUAGCUUAUGUCUCUCCAGUUUCAUCAGAUCUCAUAAGCAGUAAGGACUCAGGUUCCCAAACUGCCUUGAUUAUGGCGCCUGUGGCUCCCAAAGAGCUUCCUACUCUUCAAGUAACCACCACUCUAGGGAUACCAGUCUCUCCACCUAUGUCAGCCCCUGAGCACCCAAAAAGUGUCCCCAUUUCACCAGCUCUGACAGCUCCUAAAAAUCUCCCCUCUUUGCAGAAUACAUCAUCUUCUCUGGAGAUAGCUCUUUCUCCUGAAGCCACUUUAGAAAAGAAAAGCUUUGUAGAGCCUCUCCCAGUAGUUAAGACAGCCAGUACUGCUCCCUCCUCUCUGGGUGUUAACUCCCCAACCUCUAUAAUCAAGACAGAUUCUUAUUCAAGCCCAGACCCAACUAGUCUGCUUCUCAAAAGUUCGCUCACUACCCCAGCUGUAGCUACAUUUCCUUUGGAAGGUACUGCCUCUGAGGAGAUGGCCCCUACAACUGUCCAUGUUACCUCCACUCCUCCACCUACGGCCAGCGCUUUUCUAGAAGGGGUUGUCUCUUUAGCUCUUAAAAGCCACCCACCCAAGCAGGGUACUUCCACUCUUAAUACUUUACCAUUGAUCCCUCCAACCUCUGAAAGUUGCCCUGUGACUUUAUCUCCCCAUAGUGUUUCUGCUUCUCCAGAUACUAUGGCACAGGUCCCUGAAAUUCCCAAGUCUGAGUCCUUUCUCCCUCUUCCUCCAGCUGGUACUCUUCAAGGUACAAAGAAAGUUCAUAGUAUUUCUCAGUUGGCACCUGUGGCUUCCUCUCCUGAAGGGUACCCAGCUGAGGACUCUAGUACUUCUGUUACUGUGUCUUCCAAAGGAACUUACCUAGCUGACUCUCCAUCUCCUUCAGGGACUAGUGUGUCUCCUCAAACUAAAAGACCUCCAACCAAGAAGGGUUCAGCUGCUUCUACCCUAAGUGUUACUCCUUCUGUUUCUAAAAGUGUACCUGCUAUCCCUGAUAAUGCUGCUGGAAAUCUAUCGUUCCCUAUUUCUCCAGUUGAGGCUUCCUCUCUUCCAGAAGCCAAUCUUCCCUUUCCUGUCCCUGAAGGAUCAUUAGCCAAGAAGCAUACCCCUACUCCUCCAUCUUCAAAAGGAGCCCCAGAUAACCCAUCCCCCAAAGACACUCCCAAUUCCCCACAUGUGGCUCCUCCUUCCCCUAGAGGGGAGCUGGCAACCCCAUCUCCUAAAGAGAUCCCCACUCCUCCAGGUAUGUCUCCUUCCUCCCCCAAAGGAAGCCCAGCAACUCCAUCUCCCAAAAAGGCCCCCACUCCUUCAGCUGUGGCUCCUCCCUCUCCCAAAGGUGGGCCAACAAGCCCACCCCAAGACACCCCUGCUCCUCCAGCUAUGACUCCUUCCUCCCCCAAAGGAGCCACAGCUGCCCCACCUCCUAAAGGAGCCACUACUUCCCCCAAAGGGAGCCCAGCAACUCCAUCUCCCAAAAGAGCCUCAGCUACCCCAUCUCCCAAAGGGGACCCAGCAACUCCAUCUCCCAAAAGAGACCCUACUCCCCCAGCUGUGGCUCCUCCCUCUCCAAAAGGGGGCCCAGUGACUCCAUCUCCCAAAAAAGCUCCAGCUACCCCACCUCCUAAACAAGAUCCCACUGCCCCGGCUGUGGCUCAUCUUUCCCCCAAAGGGGGCCCCACUCCCCCAGCUAUGGCUCCUUCCUCUGCAAGAGGGGGCCCAGUGGCUCCAGCUUCCCCACCUCCUAAAAGAGAUCCCACUCCUCCAGCAGUGGUUCCUCCCUCUCCAAAAGGGGGCCCAGCAACUCAAUCUCCCAAAAAAGCUCCAGCUUCCCCACCUCCUAAAAGAGAUCCCACUCCUCCAGCAGUGGUUCCUCCCUCUCCAAAAGGGGGCCCAGCAACUCAAUCUCCCAAAAAAGCUCCAGCUACCCCACCUCCUAAAAGAGACCCCACUCCUCCAGCUGUGGCUCCUCCCUCACCCAAAGCAGUCCCAGCAACUCCACUCAAAGGAGCUUCCACUCCCCCAGAUGUGGCUCCUCCCUCUCCAAAAGGGGGCCCAGCAACUCCAUCUCCCAAAAAAGCUCCAGCUAUCCCCCCUCCUAAAAGAGACCCCACUCCCCUGGCUGUGGCUCCUCCCUCUCCAAAAGGGGGCCCAGCAACUCCAUCUCCCAAAAAAGCUUCACCUCCCCCACCUAAAAGAGACCCCACUCCUCCAACUAUGGCUUCUCCUCCAAAAGGGGCCCCAGUGACUCCAUCUCCUAAAAAAACUCCAGCUACCCCACCUCCUAAAAAAGACCCCACUGCCCCGGGUGUGGCUCCUCCCUCUCCCAAAGAGGCCCCAGCAACUCCACUCAGAGGAGCCUCCACUCCCCCAGAUGUGGCUCCUCCCUCUCCAAAAGGGGGCCCAGCAACUCCAUCUCCCAAAAAAGCUUCAGCUACGCGCCCUCCUAAAAGAGACUCCACUCCCCUGGCUGUGGCUCCUCCGUCACCCAAAGAGGCCCCAGCAACUCCACUCAAAGGAGCCUCCACUCCCCUGGCUGUGGCUCCUCCCUCACCCAGAGAGGCCCCAGCAACUCCACUCAAAGGAGCCUCCACUCCCCCAGAUGUGGCUCCUUCCUCUCCAAAAGGGGGCCCAGCAACUCCAUCUCCCAAAAGAGCCCCAGCUAUCCCAUCUCCCAAAGGAGACCUUAUUCCCCUAUCUGUGGCCCUUCCCUCCCCCAAAACAGCUUCAACAUUUCUUUCCCCCAAAGAGACCCCCAUUCCCUCAGCUGUGGCUCCUCCCUCCCCCAAGAGCGCCUCAGCAAGCCCAACCCCCAAAGGAGCCCCCGCUACCCCAUCCCCCAAAAGGGGCCCAGCCACUUCAUCCUCCAAGGGGGCUCCCAUUCCCCCAGCUGUGACUCCUCCCUCCCCCAAAGAGGCCCCUACUUCCCCAGUUUCAGUCACAUGUCCCUUGGGGUCCACUGCUCCUCAGGCAUCUAAAGAGCUCCCAGUAAAGAAAGGCCUAACAACUCUCAAACCAGCACUUGAUGCCCCGGCUCCAGAAGGUACACCAGUCACCACAGCUCCCGUUCAGAAAGGUCCACCAGCCAAGAAGAGUUCUGCUAUUUCACCUAUGGGCCCAGAUCCCUCAGCUCAGAAUGGCACUAAAGGACCCCUUUCUGCAGUGGCUCCAGCUCCUCUACUGACAGCCUCUACUCAGAAAGGUUCCUCUCCAAAGACUACAAAAGCCCUUCCUAUUUCUCCCUUAAAAGGCAAAGAUUCUUUCCAUUCCCCAAGGGGCCCCAUGGCUCUUCCUUCUGAAUCUGCAACAUUGACCCCUUCAGCAACAACUGCCUUCUCCGAGAAGGUCCUUCCUAAAGCUGGAUCAGCAUCUGACUCUCCAGCACCUAUCCCAUCAGUAUCUCCGCCUCUUGCUCCCUCCCCAGCUCCCCCUCUGCUUCCUAAACAGCAAUUUCCGAUGUCCUCACCUGGGCUGGUGCUGGAAUCACCCUGUAAGCCCUCAGCCCCCGCUGAUGAGGAUGAGCUGCCGCCUCUGAUCCCCCCGGAACCAAUCUUGGGGGGAGUGCCUUUCCAGCCGGUCCUCGUCAACAUGCCCACUCCCAAACCUGCUGGGAUCCCUGCCCCAACCCCCUCUGCCAAGCAGCCUGUUCUGAAGAACAAUAAGGGGUCUGGAACAGAAUCUGACAGCGAUGAAUCAGUACCAGAGCUUGAAGAACAGGAUUCUACACAGGCAACUACACAACAAGCCCAACUGGCAGCAGCAGCUGAAAUUGAUGAAGAACCAGUCAGUAAAGCAAAACAGAGCCGGAGUGAAAAGAAGGCCCGGAAGGCUAUGUCCAAACUGGGUCUUCGGCAGGUUACAGGGGUUACUAGAGUUACUAUCCGGAAAUCUAAGAAUAUCCUUUUUGUCAUCACGAAACCAGAUGUCUACAAGAGCCCAGCUUCAGAUACCUACAUAGUUUUUGGGGAAGCCAAGAUCGAGGACUUAUCUCAGCAAGCACAGUUAGCCGCUGCUGAGAAAUUCAAAGUUCAAGGUGAAGCUGUCUCAAACAUUCAAGAAAACACACAGACUCCAACUGUACAAGAGGAGAGUGAAGAGGAAGAGGUUGAUGAAACAGGUGUGGAAGUUAAGGACAUAGAAUUGGUCAUGUCACAAGCAAAUGUGUCGAGAGCAAAGGCAGUCCGAGCCCUGAAGAACAACAGUAAUGAUAUUGUAAAUGCUAUUAUGGAAUUAACAAUGUAACCAUCUGAAAAGAGGACCCUUUUUUUGGUGUUUCAAAAGAGUAAUAACUGCAGCUUGGUUUGAAAUUUGUACUGUUUCUAUCAUUAAUAAAGUUAUGGCUUCUUGUUGGAUGAA
Messenger RNA from Phacochoerus africanus (Common warthog), 5866 nucleotides. RefSeq names its product nascent polypeptide associated complex subunit alpha (gene NACA). The record is from RefSeq and is a predicted model, not a curated record. Gene Ontology annotation, biological process: protein targeting to membrane. Gene Ontology annotation, cellular component: cytoplasm; nascent polypeptide-associated complex. Lineage: Eukaryota; Metazoa; Chordata; Mammalia; Artiodactyla; Suidae. The coding region runs from base 125 to 5752 and encodes 1875 amino acids. The transcript is spliced from 9 exons.